UGUUGAAGAGAAGGCGGGGUCUCUUUUUUCCCACCUCCCUCCUUUCUUCCACUCUUCCUCAUGCUUGGUCUUCUCUGGACCCACACUCUUCCUCGUGUUCUCACUUUUCUAGAUGCACAGUAUUCCUUGUCUUCUCACUUCUCCAGAUCCACGCUUCUUGUGUUAUCACUUCUCCAGAACCUCAGUUUUUUUUGGUGGACAGAGAAGAGGAGAAAAGCAGCACUGUCUGAGGACAGAGAAAAGGAGUUAAUAAAUCUGAGAAGCCUUCUGAACUAAGGAAUGGAAGACCAGGAGCCUGAGACGGACCCAGAGGUGUGCUUUGACCCGCUCUUCAUUAACGAGGAAGAUCAGAAAGGGUGCGAGGGAUUUGAUGAGGAGAGCAGAGACCCGUUUCUGCCUUUCCUUCGAGUUUCCCACACAAACCCCCAGAUGAGCGGCUCAGCUCACAUCCAGUCAUCCCUUUCAGCCACGCACAGAGACGGACUGGAUGCCUUGCAAUCCCAGGACAAGGAAAUGGACAUUGUCUUUACAAGUACUGGGGGAGAGAGUGGAGAGUCUUCUGGGCCUCAACCGACGACAGGGUCAGGAUGGGUCCAGACUCCUCUCAUGGAAAUGGAUGAACUGUUGAAGAGCUGUGGUGAAAUGACAGGCAUGUCAUUCAGCUCUCACCUCUCCACCAGGUACACAGACACAGACCUAUCAAGAUCAGCUCCGAACCAGAACCAGUCCGACAUGGAGAAGAUGAAUGCUAUGAUUGGAAGUUGUAGGAAAGACAUACUUCCCUCUAUAACGUCUUACACAGACACACACCUGGAUGCCUCCAGGGUACAAUGCCAAAGUCACCUGAAAGAGAUAGACACCAUUUUGGAUCAAGGCGGAGCCACAGGACCUUCUGCCCAGCCUCAGUUACCACCUCUGACCUCAGCAGGCUGUCAGCUGAGUGGGACUAUGGCCGAGUAUCAGACAGAGUUGAUGGGUAUGCUGUCCAUGUUAGAGAAGUGUAUGGAUGAGGCAGGGAUGAACUUCGGGCCUUUGGAGUGGACCUACCCCAGCUUACCCAAAGGUUUUGGACAUCCCAACGUGGAUGAGUUGAUAAAACAGAAACACGCAGAGGGUGAAAUAGGGGACAGUUUGGGUAUGGCUAAUCACUCAACCUCGCAGAGAGUUCAUCAACAGAACAUUGUGGGUGAAUUUGGGGAGCAUGCAGAGAGUGCCAUGUCUGAAGGACUAGAGUCUGAAUUUUGUGUGGAUUUACAGCCCCCAAGCUAUCAAAGUAUCUCAACAGAAGAGCAGAUGGAUGGAUCAGGAGAUAGUGGUCAGAGACACAGAGGUGAAAAUGUCUUGGGCCUGUCUGUGAGGGACCCAGGAGAACAUGGAUUGGGUCAGUCUGUGAAGGACCCAGGAGAACAUGGAUCUGGUGGGUCUGCGGAGGACCCAGAUGCUUGCAGCAUGGAGGGCAUCCAACAGGAGACAGGGAUGAGAGAGGUGGAGUUGACGGGUUCCAUGCAGGAGUUGGAGGCGCUAGGGAGUGACCUGGAAGGGUACAUUGAGCAGGUUGGGAGGUUAGAGAAGAGACGAGACGAACUAAUGGAAGAGUUGCAAGCGCUUAGGGAGGAGAAGAUCGGGACCGAUGAAGGGGAUGAAAGAGAACAGGAGGUACAGUUAAGGCACACCGUGAACAUCGACGCAGACAGGAGGAGGGAGGCGCGGAUGAGGGAGUGGCAGUCAUUGAGGGCAGAGAGGAGUGAGGAGGAGGUGAAGCUGUUCCGUGUAUAUUUGGAGAGGCAGGGUCUUCAGGAGGAGACAAGGAGGCUCAAGAGGAGACUGUUCUCUGUCACCAGGGAGUGUACGCAGAACCAGGUGCUCCUGGCCACACAGCAGCGUGGGGUUGCCCAGCUCAACAAGGAAAAGGUGGAACUUGAUGCCCUGACAAUCCAACUAACCGAGGAGGCCUCUCAGCUCCGAUCCAACCACCAGAACCACCUCUCCACCCUGCAUGCCCAAUUCCAGGCCCACACUUCCAGUCAGACUCCACUCCCCAUGGAGGAGAUAACCCAGAGCAAGAGGAACUCCUGUGGGGACAUUCAACAGUACCUGCAGUCGGGCCUAAAAUCCCUGGAGGAAUGGUACGAGCCCAUGCUGCUGGCCCUGUUGAAGCGCAGGGAGGGGACAUCAGAGGCCUUGGGGAGGGCCAGGCAGCAGGCCCAGGAGCUCAGGGGUCGCCUGAAGCCCCUCCGGGAGGAGGAACAGAAGCUGGGGCUACAGAGGGCCUGUCUGGAGGAGAGAAUGAAGCUGAUUGAGGCACAACGCAGAGAAGACAUAGAGACCUACAAGGUUCAUUUGGUCUUUGUGGAUCACUGGGUGUCCCUCUCCCUACAGGAGACAGUGGACCAGCUGGAGGAGACCAGCAGAGAGCAGAGGAUGGAGGUUCAGUUCCAGAAGAGGACAAAUAAAGAGAUGGAGGAACUGACAGCCAGCCUCACAGAAGAAGUAAACCUGUACAGGAGCAUCAUUGACAGCCAGAACCAGAAUGAUCGAACGGAUGUGAAGGAGAAGACAUAACUGGAGCCAACAGUCUGCAGAGUUCAAAUGGCGGUUUAGGUCUCAGAGACAAUUAACCACAUCGGGUUUUUUUUAUGCCUACAAGUCACUUAAAACACUAUUCCCAUGCCUCUAAUUAGAAGCUUACACUUAAGAGGGUUAUCACGUGAGUACGAUCUGUAAUUGUACAAAGAAAAAUUUAUUAAAUGGAAAUAUUCUUCAUGAAAAAUCUCAAGAAUUGUCUACAUCACUUAAGCACACAGACAAGCCUUAGCUGCCGGGCAUCAGAUUGGAGAUGAACUCACACGUUCUAGAACACACUAUAAUUCUCAUUCUAUAUUUACGCAGAUGCAGUGAAUAAACAUGUCAGAACAAUAAUGGAAAUGCCACAGAAAAGCUUUCCCCAUAUACUCCAUGCCCCCAAUCAAAAUGAGUCUACAUCAAGACUAGUGUUUCUGCCUGUCACACUGUCAAGUUAGAAGAAAAUGUAAUACAAUGAAUAUACGAGUGUCACACCCAAUACAUGUUCAUCAUGUCACGUUUAGUCCAAACCUAAAAACUUCUGAAUGCAUAUGAAGGGAAAAAAUCGUGUUUCCAGUGUCGAUGCGGUCUACAGAAUGCACAAUUGUGGAACCAUCUGAAAAGCAGAGGGUUCUGUAAGGGUCUGUGGCAAAAGACUGUAAUGUGAUUGCGUUGUUUAUACAGAGGAAAAAUACCAUGCCAUAAAUAAAGGUGUUGUUUUUCAAAGUCAA
Messenger RNA from Esox lucius (northern pike), 3293 nucleotides. It is a transcript of the gene sync, whose product is annotated as syncoilin, intermediate filament protein. The record is from RefSeq and is a predicted model, not a curated record. Gene Ontology annotation, cellular component: intermediate filament. Bases 280 to 2562 code for a protein of 760 amino acids. NCBI's taxonomy places the organism in Eukaryota, Metazoa, Chordata, Actinopteri, Esociformes, Esocidae. The transcript is spliced from 6 exons.